Messenger RNA from Daktulosphaira vitifoliae (grape phylloxera), 1800 nucleotides. RefSeq lists its product as uncharacterized. Gene Ontology annotation, molecular function: ubiquitin protein ligase activity. Lineage: Eukaryota; Metazoa; Arthropoda; Insecta; Hemiptera; Phylloxeridae. Bases 1285 to 1785 code for a protein of 166 amino acids. The record is from RefSeq and is a predicted model, not a curated record. The transcript has 7 exons. Gene Ontology annotation, biological process: protein ubiquitination.
ACACAUUACUUUUUCAAAAAUGUAUCAUUAUAAUUUUUUUUUAUAGAUGAUUGAUGUCUUGACCUAUCAUUUAGUAUAUUUUUUUCAUAAAUUUAGCCCUUUACCAGCCCACAGGGGGGGAUUUAAUAUGACAUUUUUUUCACAAAAAAUUAACUUUUUCAACUUAACUUUUGAAAAUGUUCCGGAAGGUCUGACACUUUUAUAUAUAUCUUAAAUUAAAGCAAAUUUAAUGUACUUUAUUAUGCAAAAAAAAAAAUUUCGGACUUUAUUUUAGCUUCACGGUGAAAAUGGCUACCGAAUGCUAUUAUUGUAUGAAAAUUUUUUAUUUUAUUUUUAACUAUAUAAUGCUAUAACUUAUUGAAUAGUGUACGGAUCAACACAAUUUUUUUAUGAGAAAUAAUAUUUUUUAAUAAUUCCUUUUUCAUUCGACAUACUUUAUCUUAAUCAGGAUAUUAAUAAGGAACUAGCAGAUCAUGUAGCUUUUGGAAUAAUCCACCAAUUUUUUAAAAUUAAACAUUAUCUAAAGAUUUGCAUAGAAGCGUUUUUUUUAUAGUUAUUUUAAUCACUGUCAGAUAUCAUUAUACUUGAUCCAACUAUGCUACGUCACCACUGUGCCGCGACCUCCUGCGCUGGGUUUUUUUUUUAUAUUUUUAACUUAAUAAUGCUAUAACUUUUUGGAAAAUGUAUGGAUCAGUAAAUUUUUUUUUUAUAGAUGCUUGAUGUCUUUAACUAUAAUUUGGUAUAUUUUUUUUAUUAAUCUGACCCCAUAUCUGUCCACCGGGGAGGGGAUGUAAAAUGACAACUUUUUCACAAAAAAUUUACUUUUACACUUAACUUUUGAAAGUUUGAAAAUGUUCUGGAAAGUCUGACACUUUUAUGGAUUAGUAAAUUUUUUUUUUAUAGAUGCUUGAUGUCUUUAUUUAUAAUUUGGUAUAUUUUUUUAUGAAAAAAAAAAUUUCGGACUUUAUUAUGUCUUUACGGUGAAAAAAGCUGCUGAAUGCUAUUUUUGUGUGAAAAUUCUCGAUUUUAUUUUUACAUUUUAAACUUUAUAAUGCUAUAACUUAUUGAAAAGUAUAUGGAUCAACACAAUUUUUUUAUGACAAAUAAUAUUUUUUAAUAAUCUCUUUUUUAUUCGUGAUAUUAAUAAGGAAAUAGCAGACCAUGUAGCUUUUGUAAUAAUCCACCAAUUUUUUAAAAUUAAACACUAUCUAAAGAUUUGCAUUGGAGCGUUUUUUUUUAUAGUGAUUUUAAUCACUGUCAGAUAUCAUUUUACUUGAUCCAACUAUGUCACGUCACCACUGUGCCGCGACCCCCCUGUGCGGGGUAUUUCUAUUUAUGGUAUCAAGAAAAAAGCAGACGGUCAAUGCUUACGUUGCACACUUUUUUCUUAAAUAUUUAAAAAUGUUUAAUAUUAGUAUUGUAAUAUUUUACUUUUUAUUUUGUUACAUAAAUUCUGAAGUAUGCCCUAUUUGUUUGGAUGAAUUUAGCCUAGAAUCGUACUUUUUAAAAUUCUGUAGACAUUUGUAUUGUAAAGUAUGUUUAGACCAAUGGUUACAAACCAAUAGUACAUGCCCGAAAUGCCGAUGUCCAAUCGAUGAAAAUAAUGAGAUUCUAAGUGCAAGAAAAUUGCUUUUGAUAAAGAAAAAUCUUAGUUAUUGUGAAAUCAAAUAUGGUCAAGAUGGUUGUAUUGUACUUUCAAAUGGCCCAGAUUGUUCAAGUUCUGAAGAGGAUAUUGAAAGCGAAGAUGAUGAUGCUAGUUUUUCAAUUGAAAAUUAUAAUUUUUGAUUUGACCAACUUCUC